Messenger RNA from Sardina pilchardus (European sardine), 900 nucleotides. RefSeq names its product histone H2A. Lineage: Eukaryota; Metazoa; Chordata; Actinopteri; Clupeiformes; Clupeidae. The record is from RefSeq and is a predicted model, not a curated record. Gene Ontology annotation, cellular component: nucleosome; chromatin. The transcript has a single exon. Bases 63 to 449 code for a protein of 128 amino acids. Gene Ontology annotation, biological process: heterochromatin formation. Gene Ontology annotation, molecular function: protein heterodimerization activity; structural constituent of chromatin; DNA binding.
AGAGUCUGGGUGGAAAUAUAUCCUGCUUGAUCGAAAAAUAACGGUAGAUUACAGUAACAGCAAUGUCCGGGAGAGGCAAGACAGGAGGGAAAGCGCGCGCCAAGGCUAAAUCACGGUCGUCAAGAGCCGGUUUACAGUUCCCUGUAGGACGAGUCCACAGACUUCUUCGCAAGGGUAACUACGCCGAACGCGUUGGCGCUGGAGCUCCAGUAUACUUGGCAGCUGUACUGGAAUAUCUGACAGCUGAGAUCCUGGAAUUGGCCGGCAACGCCGCCAGAGACAACAAGAAAACAAGGAUCAUUCCGCGCCACCUGCAACUAGCUGUGCGCAACGACGAAGAACUUAACAAACUCCUUGGUGGUGUGACCAUUGCUCAAGGAGGAGUACUGCCAAAUAUUCAGGCCGUGCUUUUGCCUAAGAAAACGGAGAAACCAGCAAAAAGCAAAUGAUCCCAAGUAGCCUACCGUGGGCACGAAAGCCCAGCGCCUCUGAGAGAAAACAUUCGUUGUCAGUCUCUUAUAAAGAGCAUUUCCUACAGCGCUGUUAUGGGUUGAAAAACGUUUAGUGUGAUUUGAAAAUUGUGUAAGUUCAUUUUCGUUAGCUCAAACUCUUUAGUGAAAUCGUAGCAAUUCGGCAGGCCCAUUUGACGCACUCUAUGAACAGGACCAAAGAGGUAUGGAGCACAGCACAACGACGAACAGCCAUUUUGGACCUCUAUGUGGAUUGUAAAGUGAAGUGGGAUUCAUGCCUUGAACUUGUCACUACCCGGUCAGUGACCGACAGUUUGGCGUAGUAUGGCUUUAGGCAGACUGAUGUCAUAUAGAUUUGAUUUUGCUUUAUUCAUCGUGCUGAACUGUAGGCAAUUGUGUUUUCAAUAAAUGUUUUGUUAAGGUGUUUUAA